AUGACGUCGACGCGCCGAGGCAAGGCACCUUCGACCUCACGGCAUUCUGCAACUUUCGCUGUUACCUUCAUCAUCCAACUACUCGCCUUUGUGCAAACAUGCACGGCAGUGACGGUUUAUUACCAGGCGGGCCAAAAACCAUUGGGAUCGACCGCAACGGACACAGGCGUCGCGGCGAGGUACACUGGUGCGGCAGCAUACAACCCAACCACCCUCAAUCCGCCUCCGCCUCCAGGGUCCGACGCCCUUCCCACUCAGUUUACAGUACAAUUUAGCAAUGCCGUCCCACCUGGCGCCUCAAUACCCCAAAGCGGCGCAUUCUUUGGAUUCUCAAUCGAGAUGUCGGUUGCGAAUCAAGUUCUGGGCAAGAAUUCGUCAUUCAUACAGGUCCCAUUUCUCAAUCUUAUGGGUAAUCUUCAGCAACGCUCAGGUCGAAUAAACGUUCGCGUUGGAGGAAACACGCAAGAAAGGGCGACACUCGUUGAAAACACCGCUGACGGACGUAUUAUAGAGAAAGAUCUUGCGGGGAUCACAAAUCCGACGCAAACGCCGCCCUUGGUGUUCACUCCAGAGCUUCUUCAGCUACUCCGAAAUAUCUCCAACCUCGUUAACGUUCGGUGGUAUCUUGGUGUGCCCUUCAACGAUACCUCCAACUUCCGUCUCGCUAUUGCAGAGCGUGGUCAGCAAAUCUUAGGCGACUAUCUCAUUGGGCUUCAAGCAGGAAACGAACCCGACCUCUAUGUGGAUCAUGGGCAUAGGCCACAGGGUUAUGGACCAUACGACUACUUUGGGGAAUUCGGAAUGCUUGUUCAGGCAAUGGCAGGAGACGAGCAUCUCUUGAAUCGUGGUCUCCUCAUCGGCCCCAAUGUAAACUCGGGACCAUGGAGCCCAGAAAUGGUUUGGGAUACAGGCUUCGUCGACGCUUAUGCCAACAACCUGGCGUACCUGGCUGUAGAACACUAUCCAACCGACAAUUGCUACGCCCAGUAUGGCGUCGGAACACCGAGGGACCCGCAGGAAACAUUCCCGAGCUACCUCAAUCACACCGCGGGACAGACUUUAAUUGCUCCGUACUUGAACUCCAGUGCAUACGCUCAGACAAAAGGGAAACCUCUUCUCAUGUUUGAAACCAACAGCGCGUCUUGUGGUGGGUUCGUCGGUAUCAGUGACAGUUUCGGCGCCGCCCUGUGGGGAUUGGACUACGGUAUGCAAAUGGCGUAUUCGAAUUUCUCAGGAGCUCUGUUCCACAUUGGAGGGCAGAAUGUCUACUAUAAUCCCUUCAUUCCCCCACCGACGAAUCAAAGUACCUUCAGACAAUGGACCGUCGGCCCUAUUUACUACUCGGCGCUUGUUAUAGCUGAGGCUCUUGGACCUUCCAACACGACUCAAGUCGUCGAUAUGGCUGCGAAUAAUAACAACAUCUAUUCUCCAGUCUACGGGAUUUACGAACAUGGAAACCUUGUUCGGGUACUUCUUUUCAACUACGUGACAGACAGUAGUGGAGCGAGCGACCUCAAUGUCGAACUGAACCUCUCAGGUACGCAAGUUUCGGGAGAGGUCCAAGUCAAAUACCUCCUCGCAUCGAGCGUCUCGCAGAAAGGCAAUUUUACAUGGGCGGGCCAGACGUUUGGUGGGAUGUUCGACUCCGACGGGCGACCUAUCGGAACGGAAAGCCUCCAGACAGUCAGCUGCACCUCCCAGUCUUGCACGAUCCACGUCCCGGCACCCGGCGCGGCUUUGGUAUUCUUAUACCCAUCUUCACGUUCAGAUACGGCGGGAGGGCCAAGUCAAACGUUCUCAACAAGCGCACGCACGAACACGCACAAUACGGCGACGGUCGACCCUUCGGUUCUGGCGACAUCUAACGGGCAUAGCGGGAUGGACAAGAAGUUGGGAAGCACGAGCGAGGGAAGUGUCAGUUCUGCUGAAACCCGGUAUCGUAUAUUCAUUGGCAGUGUCUUGGUGUUGGUGCUGAGCGUCGUUGCGGGUUGGGCGCUUAUUCUUGGGCCGACAUGA
Molecule: messenger RNA, 2016 nt
Organism: Cyclocybe aegerita
Lineage: Eukaryota; Fungi; Basidiomycota; Agaricomycetes; Agaricales; Hemipholiotaceae
Source: the annotation of a GenBank genome assembly